AUGUAGAAAGCGAAAAAUUAAAUGCAAUAUAAUAAAAAUAGUAAGCAGAAUAUCAGUAAAAAAUAGAAUCAGAAGGAGCGCUUGUAGCACAAUAAUCGGUAUAAAUGGAAAGAAAUUUAAAAGAUAAAGCUGAAUAACAACUAAAAGCAAUUUAAAAUUAAAAAAAUUCUUAGUAAAUUGAGGUAAAUAAUUGGAAUUCAUGGUAUUAAAAUUUAUAAUAGACAAGUUAAGCUUAAUCCAAUAGAUUAAGUAAUUAGUAAUUGCAGUUACUAUUAUAAAAUUAAUAAGACUAAUAUUCAUUAAAUCAAAAAUAUUCAGAUAUUAAUAGCUCUUCUUAUUAAUUUGAUUAAACAAUGA
Molecule: messenger RNA, 357 nt
Organism: Paramecium tetraurelia
Lineage: Eukaryota; Ciliophora; Oligohymenophorea; Peniculida; Parameciidae
Exons: 1
Source: RefSeq, a predicted model, not a curated record